GAAGUGAUUCGGUGUGUGAAGCUUCUCGCUGACACAGUGGCACACACCGAUUCAGCGGGCCAAAGCCACCGUGGUGUAUCCUUCACUCUUUAUUAAACAUAAAAAAGAAAUGUCUAAGUUAGAGAUGUUGAAUUCGUAUUUGAUGGAGCGGCUGGCUGUAGCUGUUCGGGAGAUACUGGAGGCGGUGGAAGCCACGGUAACGGAGUACCGCACAGAGACCGCGCAGACACGCAUCGAAAACGAAUCCCUCAAACAACAACUCCAAGAGCUUCUCACUACAGUGCGAGACCCAGUCCACAGGUCCUCCAAAUCUGUCUCGGAAGAAAUCUCUCCAUGUGGGCAGCAGGAGUGGGGCUCGAGCCUGGAAGAACGAGCAGAAUCUCUAGAAGUGACCCAGAACCAGGUGCUAAGUGAAGGUUCAAUUGGGAAGAAGACACUAGACGUGGAACCAGUUUGCAAAAAAGACCCAGAUCCUGAGGUGAAAACCCUAAGUGAUGACAUGCGUACGGAGAAUCCAGCUUCGGUAAACGCGGAGAACGAGAAUGAGAACGAGAACACCUUUCAAGAAAUAUCAUUGCCUGUCGUAAAAUUGCACAGAGUGAAGCUUGAAGAAGAAGAGAAGCAAAUUCCAGUAUCAUUACCAGACACUGACCUUCCUUCAGACUCUCAUUCGUACAGCACUGAAUCCUCUCAGAGCAUGCUCAGUCCCAGCACCGGCAGCCAUAAUGCCUUGAUCCCAGAGGUGCCAGAGAGACAAGAGCUCCACAAGACAGCUCAGCCGGAUCAGACCACGAGCAUGGAGAACAUGAGUGAAGAACUGCGCAACGAAGUGCUGUAUAAAUGUUCACAUUGCCGGAAGUCAUUCACAGAACUGAAAAAGCUCCAGAUGCACCAACAAGCCCACGAGCGAGCCUUCGGGUGCAACUGGUGCGGCAAGGGCUUCUACCAGUCGGCUGACCUUCGGCGCCACUUGCGUACACACACCGGAGAGAGGCCCUACUUAUGCACCUGGUGCUCCAAGAGCUUCAGUCAGAGGAGCAACCUGCGGCGACAUGUACGCAUUCACACAGGAGAGAGGCCGUACCGGUGCGCCCACUGCGAGCGCAGCUUCAGCGACAGCCACACGCUGAAGAAACACCAACGCAAGCAUUAUGACGAGCGCUACAGCUGCUCUCUCUGCGACCAGAGCUUCACGGUGGCCAGGUCGCUGCAGCUUCACCUGGUAAAGCAGCACUUCAUCGAUAAAGACUCUCAAAGUCAACAGCAAGUGGGCUUUCGGGAUCAAACAUAAAGUUUACUCCUCUCUUAGCAGCCUGGUGUUCUGAAGUAUUGAACUGCCUGAUCAUUUUCCCACUAUUAUUAUCCGUUUGGCAAAAGCUCAUAGUUUUGGCUGUGUAGUCAUGUUAGUAGGAAAGACUGACUGCUGUAAAACUUUGUGCUUUGUAUGAUACAGUGAUAUGUCCAUCUGAUUCUUAUCAGUAUGAUCUAACAAACAAAUAUGAUAAAGGUAUCUGCCCUGUGGAUUUUUUUUUUUUUCACUUUUGAAAACGAUAAAAUCUCUCUAUAUCCUCAUGAAAUAUACUCUUUUUUUUUCACAAGGAUUUCGCCAGCCCUGCAGCAUUUGCUGUGUUUCUUGCCCCCCCCCCGCCCCCCUCUGUUUAAUUAUUGUGUCACGUCACAUCAGCUUGGAGGUGUUGCAAAAAAAAAAUCCACAGUCCAAAUCCACAUUUUCUGCCGAGGUUGCAAAUAUGUCAGAACAGCAAUGUCGCUCUUUUUCAGCAACAACGAUUCAGUCUUUCUGGUGGAUAUGUAGCUGAUGAGAACACAUUGGGACCCUUGCACACGCACAUGAAAGCAGGUCGUUCGACUCUGUAUGUCGCAGGGUUGAGAUUUAUCGAUAUACUAAAGCUGCACUGAGUCAAAAUAUCAGAAAUAACAGGCAAUAAAUGUGUUAUGCUCUGGGGUGAUGUUUCUCUUUAAGUUUAGCCUAGGACUAAAUUCUUUUCUAAAGUUUGUUUAGUAUAAAGCACGAUCUGAGGAGUUGUGCUUUAUCUUUAGGGAGCAUAAUUAAAGGUGCAGUGUGUAAUUUCUUACAGUGCUGCUAGAACUGUAAUAGCAUAAUAUUACCCAUACCUUGGAAAAUUUGAAAUAUUGCCAAAAGUUUUGGAACACCCCUCCAAAUCAUUGAAUUCAGGCUUUGCCCCUUAGUUCCAGUGAAAGUAACUCUUAAUGCUUCAGCAUACCAAGACAUUUUGGACAAUUUCAUGCUCCCAACUUUGUGGGAACAGUUUGGAAAUGGCGCACCAGUGCACAGCAAGGUUUAUAAAGACAUGGCUGAGCGAGUUUGGUGUGGAGGAACUUAACUGGCCUGUACAAUGUCCUGACCUCAACCCGAUAAAACACCUUUGAGAUGAAUCAGAGUGGAGACUGUGAGUCAGGCUUUCUCAUCCAACAUCAGUGCCUGACUUCACAAAUGCACUUCCAGAGAAAAAUUCCCACAAACACACUCCUAAACCUUGUGGAAAGCCUUGUUAUAGUUGCAAACUCCAAAUUACAUUCAUGUGCAUGUAAAGGCAGACAUCCCAAAACUUAUAGAUAGAUAGAUAGAUAGAUAGAUAGAUAGAUAGAUAGAUAGAUAGAUAGAUAGAUAGAUAGACAGAUAGACAGAUAGAUAGACAGAUAGUCAGUCAUAUACACUGAAGAAACUAGAAAACUCCAGCUACUUUGCAAUAACCAAAAUCACUUUCGAAGGUAUCUUUGUUAUUAAUUCAUUAUUACUGACCUACAAACACUGCUACAUAAUACAGACUGCACCUUUAAGUGUUUUUGGUUUAUAUGGUUUCUUUAUGUGAACCAGGAUACUCAGCUAGAAAAUACCGAAUGAAUUGUUUUGAGUGAAUUCUAAAACCUAAGAACGGGUUUAGGAAUGCAAUGGUGGGAUGGAUGGUAGUAGGGCCUAAAAAAUGGUA
This is a messenger RNA of Hemibagrus wyckioides, 2969 nucleotides long. RefSeq lists its product as uncharacterized. Gene Ontology annotation, molecular function: DNA-binding transcription factor activity; RNA polymerase II cis-regulatory region sequence-specific DNA binding. Gene Ontology annotation, biological process: regulation of transcription by RNA polymerase II. Bases 110 to 1291 code for a protein of 393 amino acids. The transcript has 2 exons. The record is from RefSeq and is a predicted model, not a curated record. Lineage: Eukaryota; Metazoa; Chordata; Actinopteri; Siluriformes; Bagridae.